Messenger RNA from Talpa occidentalis (Iberian mole), 437 nucleotides. RefSeq names its product 60S ribosomal protein L31-like. Gene Ontology annotation, molecular function: structural constituent of ribosome. Gene Ontology annotation, cellular component: cytosolic large ribosomal subunit; ribosome. The record is from RefSeq and is a predicted model, not a curated record. The coding region runs from base 1 to 411 and encodes 136 amino acids. Lineage: Eukaryota; Metazoa; Chordata; Mammalia; Eulipotyphla; Talpidae. The transcript has 3 exons. Gene Ontology annotation, biological process: cytoplasmic translation.
AUGACCAUCACAUGCAUUAAGGAGGACUAUGCAAUAGAGAAGGCUCCCGCAAAUAAGGGUGGCAAGAAGGGCCGUUCUGCCAUCAACGAGGUAGUUACCAGAGAAGACAUUCUCAACAGUCACAAGCGCAUCCAUGGAAUUGGCUUCAAGAAGCAUGCCCCUCAUACACUCAAAGGGAUCCGGAAAUUCGCAAUGAAGGAAAUGGGCAGUCCACAUGUGCGCCAGGACACCAGGCUCAGCAAAGCUGUCUGGGCCAAGGGAAGAAGGACUGUCCCCUAUCUUAUCCGUGUAGGGUUGUCCAGGAAACGUAAUGAGGAUGAAGAUUUACCAAACAAGCUCUAUACACUGGUUACCUAUGUGUUUGUCACAACUCUCAAAAAUCUACAGACAGUCAAUGUGGAUGAAAACUAAUCACUGAUUAGCAAAUAAAGUUACAG